Symbiodinium sp. CCMP2592 is the source of this 1074-nucleotide messenger RNA. The record is from the annotation of a GenBank genome assembly. Lineage: Eukaryota; Dinophyceae; Suessiales; Symbiodiniaceae.
AUGGCACUUCAAAGGUUCUUCAGAAAUGGCGCUGUGGCCACGCACCGCCCAACGGCAAGGAAACGACUGCGACGAAUGUACUCGAGUGAGAAGGAAUUGAUGGAGGCCCUGGAGCCACCGCCCUCCGUGUGCCGCCAUCUCUUGCUGGGCGAGUCCGAGGAUGGCGACAUGACAGUGGUGGAGCGCCGCGUCAGUCUGAAGGAUCCGGUCUCGUUGCAGCUCAUGGAGUGUCCUGUCAGAGGACCGAACUGUGAUCAUCUUGAGGCAUUUGAUCGACGCUCUUAUCUGGACUUCAAUGAGAUGAUGGAGCGGGACAAAUGGUGCAAACUGACUCGGAGGUGGCUUUGCCCGUGGUGUCAGGUUCCGGCCAGGGGGAAGGACCUGGUGGAGGCUCCGGAGUUCAAGCAAGUGCUUGACGAGAUGCGACGGGCCUGCUCCGACGCGACUUAUGCAAUAGUACAGCAAGAUGGAUCGCUCAGAAUGCCGUUUGUUGCAGCAGACAGGAGGAUCCAGACCUCUUCAUUCAAGCGCAAGUCUUCCUCCAGCGUGGACAGGGUUGACACCUCCAGCGACGCGGACUCUCCCAAGUCCACGAGUGUGACAACAUGCGAGGUUCAGGACCUGCGGUCUCCACAGAGGCCUGGAAAGCGAAGCUCGGCAGAAGACGUGGAGCCGAGUCAGUCGAGCCCGACUCCCUCCAAAUCGGAGCCUGUCCGAUCCAAGCCGCCCGACUGGCCAUCCUGCAAAGAAGCAGGUGAGAUGCCGAGGUGUGAAGCUGUCAAAGACACUUCAUCCGGUAAGGAGGUCGAGGAAGUUGGCUCUGUCGAGGAGGACCGUGAAGGUCCGGACGAGGGCAUCAGGCCUCCACACUUCACGGCUGUUGAGUCUCGAGGACAACUCAACAGCAAUAGAGCUAUGCCGGCAUCGGCAUCGGCCAAGGUGUCCUCCAAGAAGAGUCGGAAGGCAGCCCUUGCGGCAGCCAAAGAGGCGUCGUUGAUGCGCUUGAGCGGCGCAAGCAAGCAGCAGCCCAGCAUUUUGACGUACUGUCAACAGCUGGCACGCUGCACGGCCUAG